AUGGACGAUGUUGUUGAAAGUGCUCGCAACUCAGUUCCGACGUUGAAAGCCAAUAGCCAGGUCGCAUAUCAAAAUUUACAAGCAAGACUUAGAAUGGUUCUCUCCUACUAUAUUUCACAAAUGUCUUCCAAUGCCCUAGUACUGUCUGCAUCAAAUUUAGACGAAACCAUAACGGGGCACUUCACAAAAUACGAUUGCUCUAGUGGAGACUUGAAUCCAAUAGGAUCCAUUCACAAGUCUCAAGUACGGUCAAUGGUAAAUUACUUCUGGGAGACACAUGGCACAGACAAAUUCGGCAUUUUACGAGAGUACGAUUUACAUCUUAUUGUCAGCAUACUUUGUGCAACCCCAUGUGCCGAGUUGGACAGCCAGUUCAAAAGCGACGAGGUAGCCCUGAGAUAUUUAUCUUAUCAGGACGAACUUCAAAUGACAUAUGACAAAAUCGAACACAUGUCCAAACUCAGAAAAGAAAAGAAUUAUGGUCUAUCAAGCUUAAGCAAGGAUUCGGCACAAUUUAUAAACAGAUAUCUAAAAAAUAGACACAAGUCCACAGCCUUGGCCCCGACUCUACACCUUUCCAUUGACUCUGUUGAUGGAAGAAGAUAUGACAGAAGACCUCUCUUUUACUCUGCAAAGUUGAUAGGCAAAUAA
Mitosporidium daphniae is the source of this 651-nucleotide messenger RNA. RefSeq lists its product as uncharacterized. Gene Ontology annotation, biological process: NAD+ biosynthetic process. The transcript has 3 exons. NCBI's taxonomy places the organism in Eukaryota, Fungi, Microsporidia. Gene Ontology annotation, molecular function: NAD+ synthase (glutamine-hydrolyzing) activity; glutaminase activity. The record is from RefSeq and is a predicted model, not a curated record. The coding region runs from base 1 to 651 and encodes 216 amino acids. Gene Ontology annotation, cellular component: cytoplasm.